Molecule: messenger RNA, 336 nt
Organism: Colletotrichum abscissum
Lineage: Eukaryota; Fungi; Ascomycota; Sordariomycetes; Glomerellales; Glomerellaceae
Exons: 1
Coding region: 1-336 (111 amino acids)
Source: RefSeq, a predicted model, not a curated record
AUGCCCAAUAUCCCUUUUACUGCGCAAUGCUGUUGUUUGGCGGCAUUUACAUCAAAUACCCUUGCCCGGCCUUGUUUUCUGUCCUCCGCUGGUCCUGGAUGGCUUUGCAUCACCAGAAUCCUGAACCAUCGUCCUCGCCAUAAAACACUCUAUUCCUGCCUCUGUCUUCCCUGCCGCUACCCGUCCGCCCCAGUAUCGCCCUGCUCGGCCAUCCUCACCAUCCGUCGUCCUUCUCGCUCGUCCACCGGGGAUCCCUCUCUUCCCCUUGCGCUCCUCCCUUCGCAAUCCCCCUCACAUCCGCUCACCCCCGGCCAGUUGGUGGUCCUGGCCAAUUAG